Molecule: messenger RNA, 1206 nt
Organism: Caenorhabditis briggsae
Lineage: Eukaryota; Metazoa; Nematoda; Chromadorea; Rhabditida; Rhabditidae
Exons: 10
Coding region: 1-1206 (401 amino acids)
Biological process (GO): protein phosphorylation
Molecular function (GO): ribosomal protein S6 kinase activity; ATP binding
Source: RefSeq, a predicted model, not a curated record
AUGGAGUUUGUUCUGGGAUUGGCUAACCAUGUGAAAUCCAGUGGAUUAGAAACAAGUCAAGAACUUAAUGGUGAUCAUGCAAUGAUUGUGUCCGCUGAUCAGUUGCUCCAGCCGGAUGUGAAGGGCAAAGAAGUUUUCGACCAACCGGAUAACGAUGAGAAUAUGCUGCCAGAACAGAUGAAUGUCGACCAUUUCUUGUUCCUGAAGCACAUUGGAAAUGGAGCUUAUGGAGAGGUUGCUGCCGUUGAGAAAAAAACUGGAAAGGACAAGGGGACCAUCUACGCGAUGAAGGCUAUGGAAAAAAAGAAGAUGAUGAAACACAAGGAAAUGGUUGAUCACGAGUGGAGAAUCCUCACGACAAUCGACAGCCCGUUCUUCAUGACCAUGAAAUACGCAUUUCAGUCAGCUCGCCAUAUACUCUUUGUGAUGCCAUUAGCUGGAGGUGGUGACUUGCUGACAAACAUCGAGAUGAUCAAAGGAGACAAACCAGAUGAUGACAAAAACAAAGAGUUGUUGAAAGACGAUCAAGCGUUUUUCUAUCUCUGCGAACUUGUUGAAGCGGUUGGAUAUCUUCACAAAAAGCAGAUUGUUCACCGUGACAUCAAGCUCGAGAAUCUGCUUGUUGCCAACGAUGGACACUUGCUCGUUACCGAUUACGGACUCUCGGCUACCGGUUGCGACUCAGAUACUUCUGUGGAGGGAACCGUGGGCACUCGUCAUGUGAUGGCUCCGGAAAUCUUUCAAAAGCAGUGCUAUGGACCAGCUUCCGACUGGUGGUCAGUCGGUAUCACACUUUGCGACAUGCGCAGUGAGAGAUCAGUUUUCAACCCCAAGAAUAGCAGCGAGAUCGAGUACUCCAAAUCUACAUGCACGAAGCGUGCCAGAAUUCCAGUGGAGCUAAACCAAGGGGAGAGAGAGUUCGUCAAGAAACUUCUCGUUGCAGACCCAGUCGCUCGUAUUGGUUAUGGAACGAACGGUACUGAUGAUAUCAAGAAGCAGUUUCUGUUCCGAAACGUCAACUGGGAAGAUGUGCUGGCCAAGAAGCUGAUUCCGCCAUUUGUGCCAAAUGCUGAGCAAAUCCGCACAUUCGAGUGUUUGCCGUGUCCAACCAACUCCAAUUGGCCAACGUUCAUAUUUGUUUCGAACUGCAAAUUUAUUUUUGAUCUACAGAUAAAAAACUUGGCGCGAUCACAAUUGCAGGUCUAA